Poecile atricapillus (Black-capped chickadee) is the source of this 1784-nucleotide messenger RNA. It is a transcript of the gene BEND4, whose product is annotated as BEN domain containing 4. Gene Ontology annotation, molecular function: DNA binding. Bases 1 to 1482 code for a protein of 493 amino acids. The transcript is spliced from 5 exons. The record is from RefSeq and is a predicted model, not a curated record. Lineage: Eukaryota; Metazoa; Chordata; Aves; Passeriformes; Paridae.
AUGGAGGAGGAGAUGCAGCCGGCGGAGGAGGGGCCCAGCACCCCCAAAAUCUACAAGCAGCGGGGUCCCUACAGCGUCCUGAAGACCUUCCCCGGGAAGCGGGCGGCGCUGGCCAAGCGCUAUGAGAGACCCACCAUGGUGGAGGUGCCCCGCGGGCGCGGAGCGGGGCAGCCCUUCCCGCACGCCGCCGAGCCGCUGCCCUACGCUCCGCACGGCCCCUUCCCCAACGGGCCCGCCCGCCCCGGCGCUGCCCCCGGCGCUGCCCAGGGCCACCCCCGGCCGCCGCCGCCGGCCCCGAGCUCCUCGGGCCGCUACGGCCCCUGCCCGGCGGUGGCGGGGGGCGGCGGCGCGGAGCUGAGCGCAGAGAGUCGAAUGAUUCUGGAUGCCUUUGCUCAACAAUGCAGCCGAGUUCUAAGUCUCUUAAAUUGUGGUGGAAAACUACUGGACAACAAUCACUCUCAGUCCAUGAUUUCUUGUAUAAAGCAGGAAAACCCAAAUUAUAGUGAAAGACAAGAGCAAUGUCAGCUCGGGAAAAUGGUCCAUAGUCAGACAUCAGACAUUUUAGACAUAGAGAUGCAGUAUAUGCAAAAGAAACAACAAACCUCAGCCUUUCUGAGAGUUUUUACUGAUUCCCUUCAGAACUAUUUGCUUUCUGGGAGCUUCCCUUCUCAGAACACCUCAUCAAUAAAUGAUUUUAGCCAUUUGGCAGAUGUGGAUCCACUUUCAGCCUCUCCAGUACACACUUUAGGUGGAUGGACAUCUCCAGCAACAUCGGAAUCUCAUGGUCAUCCAUCAUCUUCUACACUUCCAGAGGAGGAAGAGGAGGAAGAGGAAGAAGGUUACUGCCCUCGGUGUCAAGAGCUAGAGCAGGAGGUAAUUUCAUUGCAACAAGAAAAUGAAGAGCUUCGUAGAAAGUUGGAGAGCAUUCCAGUGCCCUGCCAGACGGUUUUAGAUUAUUUGAAGACUGUACUUCAGCAUCACAACCAGCUUAUGGUACCACAGCCAACAGACCAUCCAACCGAGGGGAGUAAGCAGUUGCUGAACAACUAUCCUGUCUACAUUACUAGUAAACAGUGGGAUGAGGCUGUAAAUUCUUCCAAGAAAGAUGGACGACGGCUCCUUCGCUAUCUCAUCAGAUUUGUUUUCACAACCGAUGAGCUUAAGUACUCAUGCGGCCUUGGAAAAAGGAAAAGGUCAGUGCAGUCAGGAGAGACAGGUCCUGAAAGACGUCCUCUGGAUCCAGUUAAAGUAACAUGUCUCAGAGAGUUCAUUAGGAUGCACUGUACCUCCAACCCGGACUGGUGGAUGCCAUCUGAGGAGCAGAUAAACAAGGUGUUCAGUGACGCGGUGGGACACGCGCGCCAGGGCCGCGCCGUGGGGACUUUCCUUCACAAUGGCAACUCCUAUUACGAAGGGACUGACCACCCGGGAUCACAGGACGAGGUCUUCAAUAGAGGUAUGCAAGAUGGAUCUGGAGAUUGAUGGCAGUGAGAGCCACAUCACACAACAGUAGCAACCACUUAAUUUAGGAGAGACUGUUAAACAUACUUAGCCCUGCAGUCAUUUAGCAGUCCAAAGCAUGUUUGAACACAUACCACAUACAUUUCAGCUUCUCCAUCCUACCAUAUCCCAGUUAACAGAAAGAAAUCCAUUUCAAGACCUGCUUUAUGGGACUUCUCAGUGCCUAUUAUUUCCAAACCCUUCAUAGCACACUCAAAGGGAACGUGCAGUUCAUUUCAUCCAGUUGUAGAGGAAAGGUCAUUUAAAAACUAUAAAAAUGUCAA